AGAAACCCGAAGUCGCACGAGCAACCGAAACGAACUUCGGCUGGCUAGAUUGCUGCUGCGGGUAGCUUUGUGUUGCUCGCUGGACGCUGGCGCUGCUUUCAUUCGCAAAUUGCUCGUCGUUGGAAACGGUUGUAUCGAGCAGCAAAAGCGCGCGAAAAAUCAUAAUCACAAUUUAAAUAAAUCAAGCGAAAGAAAGCUUAAGAGAGAGAGAUAGCCAACAGCAACACAUGUUCAAUAGCAAAUAAUAGCAAUUAUUUUUGUUGGUGCCAGUGAAGUGAGAUCUAAGUGAAGUGUGUGCAAUGUUCCUUAUUAGCAAAUCGUAGAGCAACCAACAAUCGAGAGUUCAAGUGUCAUUCUGAAGCCAAAAAGCAAACAAAAUCUCUAAUUCUAAAAUGGUUUGUGCAAUGCAAGAGCAGCAGCAGCAGCAACAGCAGCAGACGUCGCAGCAGACGCCACAGCAACAUGCCACAACGAUAGUGUUGCUGACGGGCAAUGGCGGCGGCAAUUUGCACAUUGUGGCCGCACCGCAGCAGCACCAGCAAAUGCAGCAGCAACAUCAGCAUCAGCAGCAGCUGCAGGUCAAGAGCCAACAGCUGAAGCAGCAGCACUCGGCUUUGGUCAAAUUGCUGGAGUCGGCGCCCAUCAGCAAGCAACAGCAGACGCCCAAACAAAUCAUUUACCUGCAACAACAACAGCAGCAGCAGCAACAGCAGCAGCAACCGCAACGCAAAAGACUGAAAAACGAAGCAGCAAUCGUACAACAGCAACAGCAAACACCUGCAACAUUAGUAAAGACAACCACCAACAGCAACACCAGCAAAAACACGCAGACAACAAAUAGUAUUAGUCAGCAGCAGCAGCAGAUUGUGUUGCUGCUGCAACAUCAGCAGCAGCCACAGCCACAACCUGCAACACCAAAGCCAUGUGCCGAUCUGAGCGCCAAAAAUGACAGCGAAUCGGGCAUCGACGAGGACUGCCCCAACAGCGAUGAGGAUUGCCCAGCCGCCGCCACUACGUUGUCUCUGGAAGACAGCGGCAGCAGCUACGAGCAGUAUCAGUGCCCUUGGAAAAAGAUCCGUUAUGCGCGGGAACUCAAGCAGCGGGAACUGGAGCAGCAGCAGACCACCACCACCAUCGCCAGCCAAGAGCAGCAACAGCUUCAGGAGCAACCACUAGAUGUGAAACCCACUGUUAUGCCCAAUGGCAACAUCAAGCAGCUGCACUGUGAUAGUCCCUUUUCCGCGCAAACACACAAGGAGAUCGCCAAUCUCCUCCGUCAGCAAUCCCAGCAGUCCCAGCAGCAGCAACAUCAGUUGCAGCAGCAGCAGCAACAACAGCUGCAGCAGCAGCAGCAGCGAAGGGAUAGCUCUGAUAGCAACUGCUCGCUGAUGAGCAACUCGAGCAACUCCAGUGCGGGCAAUUGUUGCACCUGCAACAGCGGCAGCAGCAGCGAUGAACAGCAGCUGGACGAGAUGGAGGAGGCGCAGGACUCGGGCUGCGACGAUGAGCUGUGCGAGCAGCAUCAUCAGCGACUGGACUCCUCGCAGCUGAACUACCUGUGCCAGAAGUUCGAUGAGAACCUGGACACGGCGCUGAGCAAUAGCAGCAGCAGUGCCAAUAAUGCGGAGAGAAAUACGCCAGCCACACUAUCAGCCACCGAAGAUGCAGAUGGCUUCUUUCGACGCUCCAUCCAGCAAAAGAUCCAGUAUCGGCCCUGCACCAAAAAUCAACAGUGCAGCAUUCUGCGCAUCAAUCGCAAUCGCUGUCAAUAUUGCCGCCUGAAAAAAUGCAUUGCCGUUGGCAUGAGUCGCGAUGCUGUGCGUUUUGGACGCGUGCCGAAGCGCGAGAAGGCGCGCAUUUUGGCCGCCAUGCAGCAGAGCACCCAGAAUCGCGGCCAGCAGCGUGCAUUAGCCACCGAGCUGGAUGACCAGCCACGCCUACUCGCUGCCGUGCUGCGCGCCCACCUCGAGACCUGCGAGUUUACCAAGGAGAAGGUCUCGGCGAUGCGGCAAAGGGCGCGCGAUUGCCCCUCCUACUCGAUGCCCACAUUGCUGGCCUGCCCCCUGAACCCCGCCCCUGAACUGCAAUCGGAGCAGGAGUUCUCGCAGAGAUUCGCCCAUGUGAUCCGCGGCGUUAUUGACUUUGCUGGCAUGAUACCCGGCUUCCAGCUGCUCACCCAGGACGAUAAGUUCACGCUCCUGAAGGCGGGUCUCUUUGAUGCUUUGUUCGUGCGUUUGAUUUGCAUGUUUGACUCGUCAAUCAACUCGAUCAUAUGCCUCAAUGGCCAGGUAAUGCGGCGCGAUGCCAUCCAGAAUGGAGCCAAUGCCCGUUUCCUGGUGGAUUCCACCUUCAACUUUGCCGAGCGCAUGAACUCGAUGAACCUGACGGAUGCGGAGAUUGGUCUCUUCUGCGCCAUUGUGCUGAUCACACCAGAUCGUCCUGGUCUGCGCAACCUGGAGCUCAUCGAGAAGAUGUACUCGCGGCUCAAGGGCUGCCUGCAGUAUAUUGUGGCCCAGAAUAGGCCCGAUCAGCCCGAGUUCUUGGCCAAGCUGCUGGAAACCAUGCCCGAUCUGCGCACUCUGAGCACCCUGCACACCGAGAAACUGGUUGUGUUCCGCACCGAGCACAAGGAGCUCCUUCGCCAGCAGAUGUGGUCCAUGGAGGAUGGCAAUAACAGCGAUGGCCAGCAGAAUAAGUCGCCCACCGGCAGCUGGGCCGAUGCCAUGGAUGUGGAGGCAGCCAAGAGUCCGCUGGGUUCGGUUUCUAGUAGUGAAUCAGCGGAUUUGGAUUAUGGCAGUCCGAGCAGCUCGCAGCCACAGAGCGUGGGCGUGGCCCUGCCGUCGCCACCCCAGCAACAGCAGCAGCAACAGCCCUCGGCUUUGGCCAGCUCGGCUCCCCUGCUGGCGGCCACCCUUUCCGGCGGAUGUCCGCUUAGGAAUAGAGCCAACUCCGGAUCGAGUGGUGAUUCCGGGGCAGCUGACAUGGAUAUUGUUGGCUCGCAUGCACAUCUCACCCAGAAUGGGCUGACAAUCACGCCGAUUGUGCGACACCACCAACAGCAGCAGCAGCAGCAACAGUCGCACCAGCAACUCCAGCAGCAGCAGCAGCAACUCCACCCGCAGCAGCAGCAGCAGAUGCACCACCAGCAACACCCACAGCUCCACCAUCACUUGACCGCCGGAGCCGCUCGUUACCGGAAGCUGGACUCGCCCACAGAUUCGGGCAUUGAGUCGGGCAACGAGAAGAACGAAUGCAAGGCCGUCAGUUCCGGCGGCAGCUCCUCCUGCUCAAGCCCCCGGUCCAGUGUGGAUGAUGCCUUGGACUGCAGUGAUGCCGCCGCCCAGGCUCAGGCCCAGGUGGUGCAGCAUCCGCAGCUGAGUGUGGUAACCGUGUCGCCGGUUCGUUCGCCCCAGCCCUCGAGCAGUGGCCAUCUCAAGCGACAGAUCGUGGAGGAUAUGCCAGUGCUGAAGCGCGUGCUGCAGGCUCCGCCGCUGUAUGACACCAACUCGCUGAUGGACGAAGCCUACAAGCCGCACAAGAAGUUCCGUGCACUGAGGCAUCGCGAGUUCGAGACCGCCGAGGCCGAUGCCAGCAGCUCCACUUCCGGUUCAAACAGCCUGAGUGCUGUGAGUCCCCGCCAGAGUCCGGUGCCGAAUAGUGUGGCCACGCCUCCACCCUCGGUGACUCCGGCUACCCUGGGGAAUCCCGCCCAGAGCCAGCUGCACAUGCACCUGACCCGCAGCAGCCCGAAGGCCUCGAUGGCCAGCUCGCACUCGGUCUUGGCCAAGUCUCUGAUGGCCGAGCCUCGGAUGACGCCCGAGCAGAUGAAGCGCAGCGACAUUAUCCAGAAUUAUUUGAAGCGCGAGAACAGCACGGCGGCCAGCAGCACCACCAAUGGUGUGGGUAAUCGCAGUCCCAGCAGCAGCUCCACGCCGCCACCGGCGCCACAGCAACAGCAGCAGCGGUGGGGCAGCAGCUCGGUGAUUACCACCACCUGCCAGCAGCGCCAGCAGUCCGUGUCACCGCACAGCAACGGCUCCAGCUCCAGCUCAAGCUCUAGCUCCAGCUCCAGUUCGUCCUCCUCCUCCACAUCCUCCAACUGCAGCUCAAGCUCCGCCGGCAGCUGUCAGUAUUUCCAGUCGCCGCACUCCACCAGCAAUGGCUCCAGUGCCCCGGCGAGUUCCAGCUCGGGCUCGAAUCCCACACCCCUUUUGGAGCUCCAAGUGGACAUUGCCGACUCGGCGCAGCCGCUGAAUCUGUCCAAGAAAUCGCCAACGCCGCCGCCCAGCAAGCUGCACGCUCUGGUGGCCGCCGCCAAUGCCGUUCAGCGUUAUCCCACACUCUCCGCCGAUGUGACAGUGACGGCCUCCAAUGGAGGUCCUCCAUCGGCGGCGGCGAGUCCUGCUCCGAGCAGCAGUCCGCCGGCGAGCGUGGGUUCCCCCAAUCCGGGACUGACCACCACAGUGCACAAGGUCAUGCUGGAGGCGUAAAGGGGUGGUGAAGAGAGUGGGAGAGACAGAGACUGGGAGUGGUGAAGACAGUUCAGCGCAGGAGGAGAAGGAUCUGCAGGAUCGGCAGGAGUUGAGUUAAAUUAUUUUACCUUUUAAUUGAGCCGUGUACAAAGUUUCAAAGCAAAAACAAAACAAAAAAAACCAACAUGCAUGCAAUUUAAAAACUAAUAUUUAAAGCAACAACAAACAAAAGAACUACAAGUUAUUAAUUUAAAAAGAAAGAAAACAAAAAACAAGCUUGAAUGGUAUUACAAAAGAAAAAGAAAAACAAAAAAACAUAAAAUAUAUAUUUUAACAGUUAAACAUUUAACGUAGCAAGCAAACCAACCAGCAAACAAAUGAAACACAAGGCAGCCGCCCCUUUUUGCAUUAACUUUUCCUUCAGCUGCAACAAGCCCCCACGCCCCCGCCCCCUCUAUCGACCCCCCCUCUGAUUGUUUUAUAAGUUUUAAGCUCUUGUUGUACAUAUUAAUUAUGUUUAAAAAUUUAAACUAUGUUUAGUUCUUUAGUUCGUAGGCUGAGCAAAAACUACUUUGCUUUUUUGUGGAUGUUUUUUGAAAAAACUGCAAAUUAUUAUUAUUAUGAUUAUGAUUAUUAUUAAAUUAAAAACAAAGAAAAAAAAAACCUAAAAACAAAACAAAAAUGUGUGUGAAAUUUUUUAUUGUGCGAUCUCCGGAGCAGAAUUGAAGUGCAGUUUGCAACAAAUUUUAACUACGAUUAAGUUGAGAACGAUUCAUUUUUUAUGAAUUUAACUAAUUUUAUGAAUUUGUUAUAGUUUUCCACCCUCCCCUCCCCCUAUAUAUCUAUGCAUAUAUCUUUCUAUCUAUCAGAUUAGCUAUCCUUCCUUAUUUCUCCUUUGGCACAAAGCUCUUUUUCUAUGCUAAAGAAAUCAAGUGGAAUGAAUAUUGUUUUCUAAUUUUAAAAAAACUACCACAAAACAAAAAAUACAACAAAAAGUAAACUUGAAAAUAAAUGAAAAUCAAACAAAAUGCUUAAAGUUUUAGCAGCGAAGAGAAGCAGAGGAACCCAACGUUAAAUAUAUUUGUUGUGUACAUAGUUAAAUGUUAAAUUAAACAAAGAAAUAAGAAAGCAUAUUUAAAGUACAUAUAAAUACACAUAAAUAUUAAUGAGAAGAAAACCUAAUGCUUAAAGAUUCAACGUUUGAUUGGCAUCUUAGAAAACCAAGCGAAAAAUACAAAAAAAAAAAAAGAAUCAACAAACAAACAGAAAUUAUGAUAUAUUAUUUAAAAAAAAAACGUAACGUAUACAUUUAUUAUUAAUGAAAGAAACAAAAAAGAGAAAACUUGCGGUAGCAAAAAAACUAUUACAUUAAUUACCUUUUAAUUACGCUGUACUAUUAUGAUUAUUA
Drosophila kikkawai is the source of this 5880-nucleotide messenger RNA. RefSeq names its product Ecdysone-induced protein 75B (gene Eip75B). NCBI's taxonomy places the organism in Eukaryota, Metazoa, Arthropoda, Insecta, Diptera, Drosophilidae. Gene Ontology annotation, biological process: hormone-mediated signaling pathway; positive regulation of transcription by RNA polymerase II; negative regulation of transcription by RNA polymerase II. Gene Ontology annotation, molecular function: nuclear receptor activity; RNA polymerase II cis-regulatory region sequence-specific DNA binding; zinc ion binding. The record is from RefSeq and is a predicted model, not a curated record.